Molecule: messenger RNA, 351 nt
Organism: Trichobilharzia regenti
Lineage: Eukaryota; Metazoa; Platyhelminthes; Trematoda; Strigeidida; Schistosomatidae
Source: the annotation of a GenBank genome assembly
AUGUCGGUCGGAAACCUGCUGCCAUAGAUCGAAUCGAUUGGUAUGUCCAAUAUCCUAAUGGAAUACGACGUGAGAUUAAACGAACAAAACUAGCUGAGAGUAUAACAACUAGUCCACAAGGUGAAUGGAUUUACUUUGAUCGAUUGUCGGUUAAACCACAAGGCGUAAAUGUAUUUUGUGUUGUCCGCCUCGAAGAUAUUCAAAAAGCUACACAAGCAUAUUAUUCAUCACCACAAGUUAGUCUUUGGUUACGUGAACCAAAAUUGUUAGUCUAUAUUGAUGGGGAAGAUCGACCUGGUAUUGUCUCUGGUGCUGAAACACAAACACUAAAGAUUAAGUGUAUUGUGAAAG